AUGGUUGAUCAUUUCAUUAAAGAACUAAAAGAAAAAGAAUCUCUACUAGACACUCGUAAGAAACAUUUAGGACUUAUUGAGUGAGUCAAAAAAAUCCACCCUGCAAACCAAUAUGUUAGAAAAAACUUUACAGAUCCAAACUAUGAAAGCCAAAUCUUAAACAAAGUAACACUUAUAGAAGAACAAUAAAAUGGCUGCAUAUCGCAAGAAUCUUGUGUCAGAUAUUCUUGGAAAAAGCCAAACUACCUCCUCAGUUUCUAAGCCGCCUACUCAAGACUGAAACCGCAAGGUAGGAGGAGAGAAGGUACCAAAAUGGCACCCGCAAGGGGGAUAGACCUUCUGGCUUGGAGUCGAAAAGCGGUAGAACCUUCCGUAUAGGAGGAAUUUGGUGACUACGUCACCAAUGUUGAAAUAGCCUAACCUAACCUCCUCAGUUUUCAUCUCCUGCUAAAAUCAAGAGAACAUGAAUUUCCAAAUCUAAAUCAGGAAAAGAAGUAAUUAAGCAGAGAGAAAUGGAAAUAAUUCAACAAAUAAAAUUUGAUGCAAACUCCAACCCUUCUUCACUACUACAAACAGGAUUGCACUCAUAUAAAGGAAUCGCUGAAAUUGCAUCUCACACUAAAAUCUAUGCAAAUAUGCCCGAAACACUUAUUUUUGGAUAUGGCUUUGAAAGUCCUACGUUGCUAUACACAAAUGAAGAAGGAGUGCUCCAAGUCCAGCAAAGGCUACUACCUCCUCAAAUUGAUAUACUUAUACAAAUUUUGGAAACAUGGAGAUUUAGUAACCAUAGUGGCGUUGUUUGCCCUUUAUGCAUAAUUAUUGCUCCUAAUAGCCAAUUUAAUAGGAUUUUAAUGAGAGAAAGCGAGCUGAAAUAUGAAAUAAAAAAUGCACAUAAAACAGAUUUAAUUGUGCAAAGGUAUGUUUUGCCAAAAGGGAGAAAAUCGUGCAAAAUCAGAAUCGUAUGGACUAAUAAAGAAAUAAAAGUGUACAAAAUUACGAAUAUUGAAAGACUUGAUGGAAAAAAGGAGCAUAAUCCUUUAGACAGCGUUUAUUAUUAUACCAAAGUGAAUGAUAUAAGAAAAAAGUAUGGAAAUGAUAGAGUUCCUCUUACAAAUCAUAUAAAAGUUAGUGUAAAGAAUCAAGAGCAGUACAAUAAAGCCUUAGAAAAUGUAGAGAUAUUGAUAAUGAAUGAGAAAACCCAUGAAAUGAGGAUAAAAUCGAUGACCCAUUUAAAUGAUCAAAAAACAAAAGAUUUAGAAAAAUUGGAAUUUGACUAUGAUAUCUCAGAUGAUAAAACGAAAAAAUUUUCAUCAAAGUUUCUUGAUACUUCUAUGGGAUUUUAUGACCAUUUUAAAUGAGAUCAUUCAUCAACCCCUAAAGUCCCAAUUAAGCCAUCUAGUGCUAUUUAUGCUGAAAAAAAUGCUGAUGAGGAUUUGAUUUCUUAUAUAAAAGAGUCAAUACCUAGUUCUCCUCCUCAAAUUUCAUUGAAAAAACUUUAUCACAGCUUAUCAAAGGUAACUCGUAACGAAGACGAGGAAGAUUUUCCAUUUGAUGGAAGCCAAUUAUCUAAUUAUUUUAUAAAUAAAAUAUGGCGUCUUCAUCUGGGUAUGGCCUUCCGGCCAUACAUACUCGACUUAUAUUUUAUUUAUAUCCGGCAAGGUUUUACUACUUCAGAAAUGGACAGCAAUGCUAGGUAAGCAAUUCUAGUUGUGUUCAGAGCCUAGCCCAAAUCUAAAUUCAGGGGUGAUUUUUUCCUUGUGGGGAAGAUGAGCACGGGAGUUGGAAAGGGGAAGCCCAGCAGAGUCCUCUGGACCAAUCGGGAACUCCCUAGCGUGAAACUGGGCGUUACGUCCCAGGCUCUCGAGUUCUACCUUCUGCCGACAGUCGACAAGAAAAUCCAUUUUUUAUGGAUUUUCGGAAAGACAACUCACGUUGUGCGAAUCCCUUGUUUGAGGCAACAAGGAGGGUUUCCGCCGAGGCCUCACCAUGGGAGAUGAAGCGUGUAGGGGUGCAAAUCCCCGGCCCUGCAAGUGCGAACGGCUUAAUCUAAUCUAAUCUAAUUAUUUUGCAAACAAAUUAAGAAACAUGUAUUGCACUGAUUUCAGCAACCCUGAAAAAUCAGUAAUAUAUGAGAUGAAGACCCUCAAAAGCUAUGACAAAGCUAUAAAGCAGCUUCACGAAAUAAGAAAAGGAAUCAACUCCUCUCUAUUAUCUAAAGAAAAUCAGCGGCUCAGCCAGCUAGUCCUGGAUUUCGCUGAAGACGAAUUCAAUAAUUUUUAUUUUUUAAAAAUAAAAGCUUUCCAAUGUGAGCAAAAAAUUCACAAAAGUUUGCAGCUUAAAGGAAAAAAUUUAAAUUUCAUUUGUCAAGGCGAGCAUUGCUCUAAUUUGAUUUCGGAUUCUUAAUCUUAUAUAUAAAUAAAAACUUGCCCUCUUAGCACCUGUAGCCAGGCGAGGGACCUUGCAGAAGGGAGAGUAGCUUUCGAUAUGUGCAUUCGGUCACAAGCCUUAGACUGUGGAAUCAGACUGGCAAAUAAGGAGUGGUGCGAAGCAAGUGACGUGAAACGCUUUUUCAAGCUUGCCGGAGCUUCUCUAUAAUAAUUUAAUGAAUUAAUGAUUCUCAAUCUGACUCAUUUAAUAUCCCUGGAGAUCAAGAUAAAAGUGGAAAAUUCAUGAUUUUGAGAGGAGCGAUGAUAGAUGAUAAAAAUGAAGAAAAAGAAUUGUCGAAGAUGCUGAACCCCAGGCUUUAUGAAAGAGUUCCUGUGUGCCGAAAUUGUUAUAAAACUUAUACAUUAAAAGAUAAAGGAAAUUUAUCUCAGUACCAAAAAGCAGUUAGAGCAGCUAAGCAUAAAGAAAUGAAGCAAAAACAAAUUGAUGAUUUAUUGGAAGAAAUUAACCCACAAGCAGCUCCAAAAAUUUCAGAGAAUUUGGCGCAUAGUUUUUUACUCAAAAGAAGUGAAUCAAUGCCAUUUAGAAAUCAAACUGCAACUCUAAAGCGUGAUUUCUCACAGCCUAAAUUGCGACCUAAAAUUAGAAAAAGGAAAACAGUGAAAUCAACACCUUCCUCAACUAAAAGCAGUUUCCUUAAAAAGAAAAUGAUUGAGAUCAAUAAUAUUACAAGUGAGCUAGGAUUUUUAGAUUCAUCCCAUCUUAAUAAAACUUCUGUAAUAUAA
Blepharisma stoltei is the source of this 3170-nucleotide messenger RNA. NCBI's taxonomy places the organism in Eukaryota, Ciliophora, Heterotrichea, Heterotrichida, Blepharismidae. The record is from the annotation of a GenBank genome assembly.